Molecule: messenger RNA, 2274 nt
Organism: Drosophila novamexicana
Lineage: Eukaryota; Metazoa; Arthropoda; Insecta; Diptera; Drosophilidae
Gene: beat-IIb
Exons: 6
Coding region: 404-1759 (451 amino acids)
Source: RefSeq, a predicted model, not a curated record
AUAAAUUCAUCAAGUGAAAAGAAAAAUCAAAGUGAAAACAUUUCUAAUUUUUUAGCGAGCAGAGAGUCAAUAUAAAAAUCAAAUAAUUAUAUAAUAUUAGAUUCAAACAAUAGCCUUAAGUUGAGGAAUGAAGAGUAAAUUUCUUAAAUAGUAAAAGAGAGUAAAAGAAGAGUAAAAUUAAUAAAUAAACCAAACAAAAUCCUAGACUUAAUCGAAAAAAGUGUGGCUAAUGAUUUAUAAUAAUGCUCCCCAAUGCAUGCUAGUCUAGACCCCAGCCCCAGCUCCAACUCCAGCAACGCGCCAAAUUAAGCCAAAUCUGGCAAACAGCGUGCCAAAUUAAUUAACUCGCUCGUCAGCUACCCGCUGCACAUCUCUGCCGGUCCAUUAAUUUCACACUUAAUUAAUGUCAGGCUGCAAGUGCGGAGCAGGGCCGGUGACAAACGCUCGCAAAGUGUCCAAAAAGCGCGACUCGCUGACAAUGUGGCAGACGCUAUCAGCGCUAUCCACAUCACUCACAGUGCUCCCCACGGUACUCACACAUGUGUCGGACUGUAAGUGCCAGCUCAUCAGGUCAAAACAACGCACCAACAUUAGUGGCACAAACACGGAAAUGCAAAGUCAUAGCUCGAGCAGCGGCAGCAAUUCGGUCAACAUGUUGCCAUCAACAUCAGCAGACACCGCGACGACAACGACAACGGCGACAGCGUCAGCGAUGACUUUGACAAUGACAACAACAGCAACAGGAGUGGUAAAAACCGCGCGUAGGUGCCACUGCCAGCCCAGCAACAACAUUGCAACCAGCAUCCUGCAGUGGCUGCUGCUACUGUGCAUCUUAUGUGAUGCCGCCCAGGCGACGCUGCGUAAUGUCAACCUGCUCGUGGAGCCACCGGCUGUGCGACGUGGCCAGUCGGUGGUGCUGCGCUGCGAAUAUCAGCUAGAUGGCGCUCCGCUCUAUUCGAUUAAAUUCUAUCGCGGACAGUUGGAGUUUUAUCGCUUCACGCCUGGCGAGUAUCCACACACGAAGGUCUUUCAAUAUCCCGGCAUCAAAGUGGACGAAAGCAGCUCGAAUGCAACCCUGGUGCUCAUACGCAAUGUCAGCUUUGGCCUCUCCGGCAAUUUCAGCUGCGAGGUGACUGCCGACGCACCCCUCUAUUCGACGGCCACCGCCUAUGCGCAAAUGCAAGUUGUGGAAUUCCCAGAGAAACGACCCCAGCUCUUUACAGAGCAUAAGCGCUAUGAGCCCGGCGAUGUGUUGAGGGCCAAUUGCAGCACAUUGCCGUCAAGACCACGCGCCGAGCUGCGCUUCACCAUUAACCAAAUGCCGGUGACCCAAGAGGAAACACAAUACAUUCGCACGGUUGAUAACUUAAUAGCAUCCAGGCUGAGCCUCAAACUUCAAUUGCAAGCGGUGCACUUUGUGGCCGCCGCCAAUGCCAAUGGAAAUGUCAACGGCAACGGUCAUGUUCGAUCUACCAAUGUGCACAUGACAAAUGCUUUGGGCCACGGCGGAGCUGGAGGACUCAUGUUGCGCUGCACGGCUCAAAUUGGUGAUUUAUAUCAGGAGUACAAGGAAAUUGAAUUGGGCUCACCGCAAAAGGAUCCGGUGCCAGCCAGAGUUACACUCUCAUCCGGCUCGGGACUGCGGAAUUUCUUGGAAACCUAUUUCUACACAUCGGCAUCUGGCAAAGGGCAGAGCGUGGGCAGCUUUUUCAUUUGCUGCCUAAUCUCCAUGUUCGGAAUGAUAACAAGCGGCAGCUAAAUGCAAAAUUGAUUACAUUUUAGCUACAAUUACAUAGAGUACAGCUUGAACAUGAAAUGUGUAUAGCAUAGAUAAUGGCUUCGAUGUGUAGCCAAUUGUAUUAAGCUUAGCAUUGCCCCCGACACCUACUCACUGUCGCACAGCUGCAAAAAUAUCCCAUUUAAAAAUACUAUAUAAAUUACACAUUACUACGUAUAUGUUGUACACACUCAAAUUAAAUAUUACAAUUUUGUACAUAUUUGUUUUAUGAUGUAAGCCAUUGCACGUACAUUAGAUGGAAUGCACUGCCGCAUACACCCACACCGACAGACGGACGGACUGAGAGAAAUAUAGACAAGCAAACAUGGCUAAUUGUUAAUUAAUGGAUUAUUUAAUGAUGCAUUAAAUAUUGCAUAAAUUAUUAUUUCAGUUGCAUUUAACUCCAUUACAAACAGCUGCAAUAGCACUUCGAAUAUCAACUUUAAAUAUAAGCAGAAAAACUAUACAAACAAAAACAGGCAAUUUAAAAAUUGUAA